Acanthopagrus latus (yellowfin seabream) is the source of this 2910-nucleotide messenger RNA. Its product is annotated as GTPase IMAP family member 8-like. The transcript is spliced from 3 exons. Lineage: Eukaryota; Metazoa; Chordata; Actinopteri; Spariformes; Sparidae. Bases 294 to 1718 code for a protein of 474 amino acids. Gene Ontology annotation, molecular function: GTP binding. The record is from RefSeq and is a predicted model, not a curated record.
UCCUCUUUAUUCACAAAGACGUACGUUUUAAAAUGUUUGAUUACCGUAAACAUUAAAUAUCAGAAUCAGAAUAUAUGCCCGUUUCCUGCCAACAUAUUCACCAUUGACACCAUUUUGAGGAUCCAAGGUAGAAGGUGGUUCAGUUAUUACAACUUCUCGAUCCUUCCGGUCUGACUUUUGACUGAGUUUCUCUUCUUGUUAUUAUUUUCUUUACAAAAAAAAAAAAAAAAAAACAUCACCUAAAGAAGAAAAAUCCGCCGGAUUAACUUCGGCAGGUGUUGAGUUACUCAAAUAUGGAUCCAGGGACCAAUUCAGAUCUCACCAUUGUCCUUCUGGGAAACACUGGAGUGGGGAAAAGUGCCUCAGGGAACACCAUCCUGGGAUGCCAGGCAUUUGAUUCAAGACCUUCCUUUAAGUCGGUGACGAAAAAUAUCACUGAAGCAACUGAAAUUGUCUUUGACAGACAGAUCUCAGUAAUUGACACUCCAGGAAUAUUUUUUGCUAAGGAUGAAAUUAGAGCUUGGUGUCAAGACCUCCUUCAGUCCUCCAGACAUUGUCUGUUUCUGGUGGCUGUCAGCGUUGGACGUUUCACUGAAGAACAAGAGAAGGCUGUGAAGGCAACUGUUGAAGUCCUUGAAGCGAUAGAUGCAUUGAAAAAGAGUGUUUUGCUUUUUACAAACGGUGAUGCAUUGACAAAGAUGUCAUUGGAAGAUUUUAUCUUUGAAGAUGAAGAAGGUUCACUUCCAGACAUUGUUAAAACAUUUGCUGGAAGGUAUCAUCUGUUCAAUAAUGUAAAUGGUGGACAGGAACAAGUCAGACAGCUGCUGAUAAAGUCAAACCACCUUCAAACCAGUGACCAAGGAUCUCAAGCUUCUACUUCUGGGGUUUCUGCCAGGCUGAAGGAAACACGGAUUGUGCUGCUCGGUAGGCCUGGAGGAGGGAAGAGUUCAUCAGGGAACACCAUCCUGGGAUCAGAGCAGUUUAAAACAGACUCUGGCUUCGAUGCAGUCAGUACCAAGAGCGUCCGCAAAUCAGCAGAGGUGGCAGGUCGCUGUGUCACAGUGGUGGACACUCCUGGAUUCUCUGAUGAAGUUCUGACUCCUGAACAGCUGUACAUGGAGAUCAUGAGGUCAAUCGUAGAGGCCAGUCCAGGACCACAUGCCUUUGUCAUUGUGGUAAGGGUUGGCCGGAUGUCCAGAGCGGACUGUGAGCUGCUUCAGCUUCUACCAAAAUUAUUUGACAGUGAUGCACUAAACUAUGCAAUGGUGCUUUUUACUUGUGGAGAUGAGCUUGGAGGUCAGUCCAUUGAUGAGAAGAUCCAGUCUAGUCGCUCUAUUAAAGAACUGAUCUCUAUGUGUGAUGGUAGAUACUGUGUGUUUGACAACAGAGGCAGAAAGAGCAGACAGCAGGUUCAGAACUUCAUGAAUACAAUCGAUGACAUGGUCACAGCUAACAGAGGAAAGAACUACACCUCUGACAUGUUUGAGAUGGCCUAUACAUUCCUUGUUGAAGCUGAAAGAGACCAGCAAGGCCAGACAACUGGAACUAAUGAGACACCACAUGAAUCUGUAUGGAGACAAGUGAAGCGUUUCCUUGCAAGGUCUUGGUUGGCAAACUCUUGUUGUUUCACAGCAUGCUGCAUUGGUAGACCGCACACCUUAUCAGAUGAUGAAAGUGUGCCAUUUGCAUCCACUCCUGCGGGAACGUACCAAGUAUAAUCACGGAUUCAGCAAUUGCUUGAGAAGCUCAAACAUCCACAGGGAAGUCAGGUGUGAGGUGAUCUUAUCAAGAAUAGUAACACUGUAAAGCAAGAUAAAUAGAAAAACAUUUUCUAAAAGCGUUUCAGAUGAGCUUCUAAUGUGAGAGAGUGUGUCAUCUGUUUAAUGUUAUAAGGCAGGGGUCACCAACCUUUUUGAAACUGAGAGCCAUUUCAUGGGUACUGAGUCAAACAAAAGGCUACCGGUUUGAUACACUCUUCUGAAAUAACAAAUUUACUCACUUUGCCUUCAGUUAUAUAUAUGAUUAUUAAUGAUUAAUGGAAACAUAUUCUAAUCCUGGUCUCCUAUGUAUCUUAAAAAAACAAAACAAAACAAAACUUUUACAGUGCCUUGCAAAAGUAUUCACCCCCUUGAACUUUUCCACAUUUUAACCACAAAUGUAAAUGUAUUUUAUUGGGAUUUUAUGUAAUAGACCAACACAAAGUGGUGCAUAACUGUGAAAUGGCAAGAAAAUGAUGCAUGGUUAUACAUUUUGUAUUUAUUUUUUUUUACAAAUAAAACCAGAAAAGUGUGGCGUGCAAAAGAAUUAAGCUCCCCUGAGUCAACACUCUGUAAAACCACCUUUCGCUGCAAUGACAGCUGCAAGUCUUUUGGGGUAUGUCUCUACCAGCGAUGCACAUAUAGAGACCAAAAUAUUUACCCAUUCUUCCUUGCAUUGAGAGUGUCUGUGAACAGCAAUUUUCAAGUCUUGCCAGAGAUUCUCAAGUUGAUUUAGGUCUGGACUUUGACUGGGCCAUUUGAUUUAAACCAUUCCAUUGUAGCUCUGGCUGUAUGUUUAGGCUCAUUGUCCUGCUGGAAGGUGAACCUCCGCCCCAGUCUCAAGUCUUUUGCAGGUUGUCUUCCGCGAUUGUCCUGUUUUUGGCUCAAUCCAUCUUCCCAUCAACUCUGACCAGCGUCCCUGUCCCUGCUGAAGAAAAGCAUCCCCACAGCAUGAUGCUGCCACCACCCUGUUUUGCAGUGGGGAUGGUGUGUUCAGGGUGAUGUGCAGUGUUAACUUUCUGCCACACAUAGUGUUUUGCAUUGAGGCCAAAAACGUCAGAUUUGAACUCAUCUGACCAGAGCACCUUCCUCCACAUGUUUGUGUGACCCCUCUGGGCCUUCUAGGUAUUCAGUGAAGGGUUAGGUAAAUAUC